UGUUUUUCUCCCUCUACCAGUUAUCUCACUCAUGUUUUUGCUCUAAAUGUCGACGGCAGACACUUUAAAGGAUUCCUCGCCUUCAAACACCAUAUUGACUCCCUCAAGCGAUGAUAUCGAGGCCGUCAUCCAAAUGGCUACCUCCACGGACGGUAGAACAGGUCCAAUAAAGGAUACCAGAACCCAGCUUUUCGUUGGCAACCUACCUUACCGAGUGCGGUGGCAAGAUCUCAAAGACUUGUUUCGCAAAGCUGGCACUGUUUUACGUGCGGAUGUUUCCUUGGGUCCAGAUAAUCGCUCGCGAGGUUAUGGUACUGUCUUGUUAGCUACUGCCGAAGACGCUGGGCGGGCGAUUGACAUGUUCAAUGGGUAUUCAUGGCAAACAAGAGUCCUCGAAGUCAGACCGGACAGAAUGGGCAGCGAGGUCGAUCAACAGAAUUGUUUCGACCAUCUCACUCAGGCCAGUACUGUCACUGGCGCAUCAAAUCCAUUACUCGCGGUAUCCCCCUUUCUUGUUGGUCGAGGGGCUGCAGGAGCUAGUAGCGAGCUUGACUACACCAAGCUGUUGGGGCUAGACAAUUCACCUCCAAAUUCUUCGGGUUCGUCUACAAACACGAGCGGUGGGGGUAGAAAUUUAUUUGUUGGGAAUCUUCCGUUCCACUGUCAGUGGCAAGAUCUUAAAGACCUCUUCCGGCAAGCCGGAACGAUUAUCCGAGCUGAUGUCGCUUUGGGACAGGAUGGCCGUUCCCGCGGGUUCGGAACCGUAGUGUUUGCAACUGAAACAGAUGCUGAAAGGGCACUAAGGAUGUUCAACGGAUACGAGUACAAUGGCCGUCCUCUCAAAGUUCAUUACGAUAAGUUCUCACAAUCCACACAUCCGGCUAUUCUUCCUAUGACCUCUCUUUCACCCAAUUUCUCCUCUUUAUCAACUUCUCUUUCAACGCCCGCCUCACCAGCUCCACGUCAACAAACUCAGAAGUUUAUUCCACCACAUCUCUCGCACCUUCUAUCGACGUCACAUAUAGGAAGUUCCCUCCUGCCACCAUCUUCACCUCUUCCUUUGCUUCCCAGAGCAGCUUCGCCAAGACACGCGAAUUCAUACCCCUCAUCGCGACCUUUGUCUCCUCAUCCUCCCACCCAAAACGUAGGUUUGGAUGUCCAUCAACAGCACACAAACGUUUCGAAUCGCAUAAUCAUGCCAGCGGGUUACACACUGGACUUCGGGCCUUCUUCACAGCCCAGUACUCCAUAUCAAGAAGGUCUUUCCGCUGGCGCAUACUUUCCUGGUGGUAUCGACACCACUACUGGUGGCUCAGAAUGGCCCCCACGUCCAAGCGCUCUGAGCGGGGAAUCUUUAAAAGAAGGAGAGUUGACAGUAUCAAGCCUUGCUGAGAGAAUUAUCGGGAAGGGAUUAGGAGGACUAUCUUUAGGUGACAGCAGAGACACAAACAGGCCUCACACGAGACCGGCAUUCACGAGUUGUUCCGGUACAGGAACUUCGAAUGUCAACAGGACUGCAUUGGAGUUAAGUGGAAUACUCACGAGGAGAUCAAGCGUCACCAAUAGUGCGAUCAGCGCUACUAGUAGCACAGGCUCUGCAGGAUCCGGUAGCCUUAUUGGGAGUGGAAGGAUCAGUCGAACCAAUUCCGGUGACAAAAAUGAUUCUGGAAAUGAAAGCCAGAGUGUUUCUGGAAGUGGAUCUGGAGCAACCGACUUGAGUAGCGCUCGAACGACUCCGCUAAGCGACCCCGGCCUCGAGGACCCACAGCAGGGGAAGGGGAAGGAAAGGGAUCAUGAAAAAGAGAAGGAGAAGGAGAAGGAGAAGGAAGUACCUCAGUUGCAUCCGCAUCAUCCAGGGACAAUCAGUAUACCGCCACCGCCAAAAUGGGGUCCUCCUCAACCUCAACCUUCUGUGCAUCCUCACUCGCAUUCAUAUUCACAUUCACAUCCCCACCCAGGUUAUGUCUAUCCAAACUACCCAAUACCUUCACCCUCAGCAUACCCUAUCCCGCAUAAUCCAGCCCAGAUGACCCCUCACGGCCUCCCUCCCAUUACGCCCACCAUGCCGCCAUUUACGUUCUACAAUCCUGGAAUGGGUAGCCCGAUGCCUAGUCCGGCAUUAACGUAUCCCAUUUCUCCGUAUGCCAUGACUGGAGGAACACCACUUCAUUCCCCUGGAAUUACUGGAUAUCAUCCAAUCGGGAUGAUGAUGGUCACUCCGACUGCUAUCAUGCCGCCCCCUCCACCGACAUCCGCCCCUCAGAUGGAAGAACAAAUUGAGCAGGACAGGCCCGGAACGGCAAGGAGGAGCAGGGCAGGAAGUGGUGCGAGCUCACCAGCGGAUGAGGUUGAUCAGAAGGGUGAUACUGAUAAAGGCGAGGAUAGAACGCGAUCGAAUGAAGUCGAUAGAAGGGAAAAGUUGAAAGAAGACGACAAUCCCUACUUCAGCUUUGCUUCAGUCUCAUCCUCUCAGCAGCAACAACCGCCUGCCCCUCAUCCUCCACCUUCUAUGCCCCCCCAUUAUCAUUUACCGAUGCAUAUGGCCUUGUUUUCUCCGAUGCAUCCGAUGACACCGUUCUCACCUGGACUAGCAGUGUCCCCAUGGGAACCCAAUCCUUACAUCAACCCAGCGGUUGGAGCGCCUGUUCAUCACCCUCACCCUCCUGCAGGAGGUUAUUUCGUAGAGGUGACACCCAGCAGUGUGGGUGUUGAGUUGGGUAGUGGAAGUGGGGCGCACGCGGGUGUCGGAGGAUACUUUGAUUCAAUGUAUGAUCAAGAAGGCAGGAGCAGCUUGCAAGAAGCAGGCGAUAGGCCGGUCAGUGAAGCGGUUUCGACGAAAGAGCCACAGCAUCAAAAGCGGGCUGAAUCGUACAAUCUAAAUCUCCCGUCGUUCAAUAGCACCGCGUCACAAGAGAAAGCAGAAGACCGAUUUGAAAUGACGCGUACGCAAUCAAUGUCGUCUGCUGCUGCUUCAAGACCGCAAAUGCAGCGACCAGAUUCAGAUCCCUGAGAUCGUCAGAAUGGGCAGGCUGUUUCAUCCGCACCCGGAGAACAGGAUCAAAAGUCGUGAGCAUAAGGCAUCAACGUCUCGCUUUGGUGAUGGGGAUUUUCUGGUUGGGCUGUUUGUUCUCAUUCAUGGGUUGUGCGAGGGCGCAAAAUGUGUUCGCUUUCCGUUUCUCCCCUCUUCUACUUCAUGUUUUAUUUCUGUUUUCAUCACAAUCAUUCGCGCUUUGUCUAUCGCAUAUCUCGAACUAUCUUGAUCCAUUGGUCUCUCAAUUCCUUAAGCUUGUUUAGAUAUCUAUGUAUUUAAUCUCUAGGUUCAUAGCAACGUGACUUCAAAUUAAAGUUGAUGAACAAGUCGCGGUUUUCGCCACCGUCA
Molecule: messenger RNA, 3379 nt
Organism: Marasmius oreades (fairy-ring Marasmius)
Lineage: Eukaryota; Fungi; Basidiomycota; Agaricomycetes; Agaricales; Marasmiaceae
Exons: 4
Coding region: 47-3010 (987 amino acids)
Biological process (GO): regulation of mRNA stability involved in response to oxidative stress
Cellular component (GO): cytoplasm; post-mRNA release spliceosomal complex; nucleus
Molecular function (GO): mRNA binding
Source: RefSeq, a predicted model, not a curated record